AUGGAAGGCAUACGCGAAGACAUUAAGCCACUUAUAAGCGCGCUCUUGCUCGCAUUAGGUCGAAUUACAACAGAAACACAGUUCCGAUUCGAAUAUCAUAAUCUUUUUGGUGAAUCAUUUGAUACAGUACUAAGAGGAAUGGAUUUCAUGGAAUUUAUGCGAACGAUGCCUGAUGUUUGUCGUGUAUGGAUGAAUACUUACGAUUACGAAGUCGUGAUUCAACGAGUUUCUACAGAGGAAACAAGACACAUGGACCUUUUGAGUAUUCGUGGACCUAAACGAAGAGGAUCUCCUGGAGGAAGUAGAAAAGAUAUGGAAAAAAAAAAUUCGUUUAAACUAGACCUUUCAUCCGUCAAUACAGUGUAUUCAUGUGGAAAUGCAGGAAAUGAACGACUUAACACACUUCAAGGAGAGAUAUUGGUGGCUGAGAGAAAGUUGGAGGGAUUGGAAGCUCGCAUUAAAGCUGCCGAAACCAAGGCAGCUGGGAUUGAAGAUCGUGUGUUCUCUGAAGAGGCAGUUGCUGCCGAAGCUCGCAUUGAAGCUGCCGAAACCAAGGCAGUUGCUGCCGAAACCAAGGCAACUGCUGCCGAAGCCAAGGCAUAUCGCUUCGAAAGUGAUGUGUUCUUUGAAAAGCGGCGCCUUGAGGAAAUAUCAGAACGGGCUCUGGAGGAAGAAGCUCGUGCUGAGGCUGCACGAGCCCGUCGUGAUGCUUUUGAGAAAGAGAUCGUGGAAUUAAAUAAGAACUAUGAAAAAGUCGUGGGAGAGUUACAGGCGACAGAACUUCGUGCUGCUGAAGCAAAAGAUGAGUAUCAUGGGUUCUCAACAAUGGCAGCCAAGGAAAAAAAAAUAGCUGCCAAAAUACGCCAGCAAACAGCAAAAAAACGGGCAGCCAUGGCAAAAAAUUAG
Molecule: messenger RNA, 906 nt
Organism: Clunio marinus
Lineage: Eukaryota; Metazoa; Arthropoda; Insecta; Diptera; Chironomidae
Source: the annotation of a GenBank genome assembly